Diprion similis is the source of this 568-nucleotide messenger RNA. RefSeq names its product glycine-rich protein 5-like. NCBI's taxonomy places the organism in Eukaryota, Metazoa, Arthropoda, Insecta, Hymenoptera, Diprionidae. Bases 104 to 553 code for a protein of 149 amino acids. The transcript is spliced from 3 exons. The record is from RefSeq and is a predicted model, not a curated record.
CCGCAGCCCCACAGAUAAUAAUCACAGUUCGACAAAAUGCGUACACAAUACAGAGUGGCUGCGUUAUUCGCGUUUUUGGCGGUUAGUGCCGCAGCUCAAGGUAAUGGUGUUGGCCAAGGAGGAUUUGGAGGCCAGCAGGGCGGUCCUCAAGGAGGAUUUGGAGGCCAGGGUGGUCAACAAGGAGGAUUUGGAGGCCAGGGUGGUCAACAAGGAGGAUUUGGAGGCCAGGGUGGUCAUCCAGGAGGAUUGGGAGGCCAGGGUGGUCAACAAGGAGGAUUUGGAGGCCAGGGUGGUCAUCCAGGAGGAUUGGGAGGCCAGGGUGGUCAACAAGGAGGAUUUGGAGGCCAGGGUGGUCAUCCAGGAGGAUUGGGAGGCCAGGGUGGUCAACAAGGAGGAUUUGGAGGCCAGGGUGGUCAUCCAGGAGGAUUGGGAGGCCAGGGUGGUCAACAAGGAGGAUUUGGAGGCUUCAACAGGGCUAGAGUGGUAUAACCAAGGGGGAAAGAUUGUCUUCGCCUGUACAGUGUUUAAUUUCAAAUGUAUAUUCUUGGAGUAGUAAACUCCAACGUAU